Passer domesticus (house sparrow) is the source of this 3236-nucleotide messenger RNA. It is a transcript of the gene AXIN1, whose product is annotated as axin 1. The transcript is spliced from 11 exons. Lineage: Eukaryota; Metazoa; Chordata; Aves; Passeriformes; Passeridae. Gene Ontology annotation, molecular function: I-SMAD binding; beta-catenin binding; protein kinase binding. Gene Ontology annotation, biological process: negative regulation of canonical Wnt signaling pathway; positive regulation of protein kinase activity; positive regulation of proteasomal ubiquitin-dependent protein catabolic process. Gene Ontology annotation, cellular component: plasma membrane; beta-catenin destruction complex; nucleus. The record is from RefSeq and is a predicted model, not a curated record. Bases 372 to 2900 code for a protein of 842 amino acids.
GCUGCAAUAUAAAGUAAAGAUUCCCAUCUUCCAGCCACGCACUUGCCAAGAAAGGGAAAUAGGUUCAAGAGUCUGGGGAAAAAAAGUGCUGCGGCCGGCGGCAAGCAGGGCGGCUGCUCCCGUCAUGGCGGACUGCGAAUGCCCGGGCAGAGCGGCAUUUCUGGGAUGCGUGUGGAUGGCACCCCAGCCCUGGCACCCCGAGAGGAGCAGCGAGCCUGGUGGUCUGGAGCAUGGAGAGGCAGGAGUGCAGGGCACAGGCCCGGGCUGGACCCCACAGCCAAACAAACUUGUUCACCUUGGAGCUACAAAUAUUGGUGAUUUGAGAUUAGCGCUCAUCCCCCACUGUUCCCACACAAGCAAGGACCAGAAAAAUGAAUAUCCAGGGGAAAGGCUUCCCCUUGGACCUCGGAGGAAGCUUCACUGAAGAUGCUCCAAGGCCACCAGUUCCUGGUGAGGAGGGGGAGCUCGUGUCCACAGACCCAAGGCCAGUUAGCCAUGGUUUCUACUCCGGUAAAAGUGAUGUGGUCAGAAACGAGACGUCCACAGCAACACCGAGGCGCUCCGAUUUGGAUUUGGGGUACGAGCCCGAGGGGAGUGCUUCGCCAACUCCACCCUACCUGAAGUGGGCCGAGUCACUGCACUCCUUGCUGGAUGAUCAAGAUGGCAUCAACCUCUUCAGGACUUUCCUGAAACAGGAGGACUGUGCAGAUCUGCUGGACUUCUGGUUUGCCUGCAGUGGCUUCAGGAAGCUGGAGCCGUGCGUGUCUAAUGAGGAAAAAAGACUCAAGCUGGCAAAAGCCAUUUACAAAAAAUACAUCCUCGACAACAAUGGCAUUGUGUCCCGGCAGAUCAAACCGGCCACAAAAAGCUUCAUCAAAGACUGUGUCAUGAAACUGCAGAUUGACCCUGACAUGUUUGACCAGGCCCAAACGGAGAUUCAGUGCAUGAUAGAAGACAAUACCUACCCUUUGUUCCUUAAGUCGGAUAUUUAUUUGGAAUACACAAGGACAGGUGGGGAAAGUCCAAAAAUUUAUAGCGAUCCGAGCUCGGGGUCUGGGACAGGUAAAGGGCUGCCUGGUUAUCUGCCAACUCUGAACGAGGACGAGGAGUGGAAGUGUGACCAAGAGGCCGAGCCCGAGGCCAGCAGGGACUCGGCGCCUUCCAGCAGGCUCACGCAGAAGCUGCUCCUGGAGACGGCCACGCAGCGCGCCGCCUCAGCCCGGCGCUACAGCGAGGGCAGGGAGUUCAGGCAUGGGUCGUGGAGAGAGCCUGUUAACCCCUACUAUGUCAACACGGGCUAUGCUUUGGCACCAGCCACCAGUGCCAACGACAGCGAGCAGCAGAGCAUGUCCAGCGACGCCGACACCAUGUCCCUGACAGACAGCAGCGUGGAUGGGAUCCCACCGUACAGACUCCGAAAGCAGCAUCGCAGAGAGAUGCAAGAAAGUGCCAAAGCAAAUGGACGCGUGCCACUACCUCACAUUCCUCGUACCUACCGAAUGCCAAAGGAUAUCCACGUGGAACCAGAGAAGUUUGCUGCAGAGCUGAUCAACCGUUUGGAGGAAGUACAGAAGGAGCGUGAAGCAGAGGAGAAGUUGGAGGAGCGCCUUAAACGCGUUCGAGCGGAAGAAGAAGGUGAGGAUGCAGAUAUCUCUUCUGGUCCCUCAGUCAUGAGCCACAAGAUGCCUUCUGCCCAAGCCUUCCAUCACUUUGCUCCUCGUUAUGCUGAGAUGGGCUGUGCUGGGAUGCAGGUGAGAGAUGCCCAUGAAGAAAACCCCGAAAGCAUCCUGGAUGAACACGUGCAGCGUGUGAUGAAAACUCCAGGCUGCCAAUCUCCAGGACCUGGCCGUCACUCUCCUAAGCCACGGUCCCCAGAAAGUGGCCACUUAGGAAAGCUGUCAGGGACACUAGGAACAAUUCCUCCAGGGCAUGGCAAGCACGCACCAAAAUCAGGAAUGAAACUGGAUGCAGCUAACUUAUACCACCAUAAACAUGUCUACCACCACAUCCAUCACCACAGCAUGAUGAAACCAAAAGAGCAGAUCGAGGCUGAGGCCACGCAGCGGGUGCAGAACAGCUUUGCUUGGAAUGUAGAUUCACAUAACUAUGCAACAAAGUCACGAAACUACAGUGAAAACUUGGGCAUGGCCCCUGUCCCCAUGGACUCUUUAGGCUACAGUGGGAAAGCAAGUCUGCUCUCAAAAAGGAAUGUUAAGAAGACUGAUUCAGGGAAAAGUGAUGGUGCCAACUACGAGAUGCCAGGAUCUCCUGAAGACGUGGAGAAAAACCAGAAGAUCCUUCAGUGGAUCAUAGAAGGAGAGAAGGAGAUCAGCAGGCAUAAGAAAACAAACCAUGGCUCUUCAGGUGCUAAGAAGCAGCUGUCCCACGACAUGGUCCGGCCCCUGUCCAUCGAGCGACCGGUGACAGUGCACCCGUGGGUCAGCGCCCAGCUCCGCAACGUCGUCCAGCCUUCCCACCCCUUCAUUCAGGAUCCCACCAUGCCACCCAACCCAGCCCCCAACCCUCUCACCCAGCUGGAGGAAGCUCGCAGGAGGUUGGAAGAGGAGGAAAAAAGGGCUGGAAAGCUCCCCCUUAAGCAAAGCAGGUUGAAGCCCCAGAAGAGGCCGGGCGGCGGCGCGGCGCAGCCCUGCGAGAACAUCGUGGUGGCCUAUUACUUCUGUGGGGAGCCCAUCCCCUACCGCACGCUCGUCAAGGGCCGCGUGGUGACGCUGGGACAGUUCAAGGAGCUGCUGACCAAGAAAGGGAACUACAGGUAUUACUUUAAGAAAGUGAGCGACGAGUUCGACUGUGGUGUGGUCUUCGAGGAGGUGCGGGAGGAUGACACCAUCCUGCCCAUCUUCGAAGAGAAGAUCAUUGGCAAGGUGGAGAAGAUUGAUUAGGCUCCAGGGCAGUGAGGACAGGACUGUGAAGGACUCUGGGACCGGAGGAGAAGGCCUGGGGCGGAUGCUGGCAGUGCUGCCACCACGGGCACCAGGCGAGCCCAGAGCAGAGGGCGGCAGCUCCGCUUUCCUGCUCGGAUCUGGGCAAGCUCCAGGAUGCCAGUGGAUGCCCUUUCACCCCACAAACCUGCCAGUGGGAGCCUGGGCUCCCUCUCCAUACCGAAUAUAAGUGUAAUGUAGCAUUGUACAGUGCAUUAGAAAGUGUAAUAUGACCUUGUUUACUAAAGCUGCAUAUUUUUGAUAUAUUGUAAUAAAAGGAAAAUAUUUCCAAUGUCA